UAAAAAUAGACAAAAUAGCAGAAUCUCGUGAUAUCAUGGGACAAUUACUCGUUGUUGUGCAGAUAUAACACUAGUGAAUAGAUUAUAAAAUAUCUGGAUAAAACAGUAGUACGCCAGCUAGCUACAGGGAAAUCGUUACGACGAGCUCAAAUAUCGUCUCUGCUAUUGACGCUUGAAAGUAAUGAUCACAAUGGACCUCUCUAUGCUGAUACUUUGCACUAUACUGCUCAUAUUUCUGUUGUGGAAAGGCAGUGCUAUAGUCAGAACGCAUCGGACGAAUAGCGCUCUAUUUUCAUCUAGGCAAGUUUUGUCGAUUGGAAAGCGUCACCCGAUCUUUGGACAUCUUCAUCUGAUGCCAGAUUUUACGGAGUACUUACGCCUUGUGGACAAAGGUAUCCAGGAUACCGGGAAGAAGAUAUCCGGAUUCUGGAUAAUGUUUUUCUACCCUAUAUUUUCCUUAUGCCAUCCUGAGACCGCUAAGGUUAUUCUGAAGACAGCUGAACCCAAACCCGUGCAGACCGGAGGUGGUUACUUUGCAUUUCUGCCUUGGCUAGGAAACGGUUUAUUGGUUAGCUCUGGCAGACAUUGGGACAGAAAUCGACGUCUUUUAAACCCAGCCUUCCAUUUGAAUGUCCUCAAGCCAUAUGUCGUCACUUUCAACAAAGUAUUUGAUAAGUUUUUGACAAAAAUGGAAAAAGCGGCAAGCGACGGCAAAGGUGUUGAGGUUAGUGAACCUGCGGGCAUGGCUACUCUUGAUACCGUACUGAGAUGUGCGUUUUCAUUUGAUGAAGAUAUACAGGAAGCAGGGUCGAGGCAUCCGUAUGUAGAUUCUGUCCAGAACAUAGUGACUCUAGCGGGCGCUAGGAUGUUAAAACCAUGGCUUUAUCCGGAAUUAUUCUUUCGGCUAUCUGCUGAUGGAAGGAACUUUUUCCGUCAUGUAAAAUACGUACACGACUUUGAUGAAAAGGUCAUCCAACAGCGACGACAAUCCAUGGCGGUAGAUGCAUCCACGAAGACCAAGGGUCGACUGGAUUUCCUUGACAUUCUUCUUACCGCCCGAGAUGACAACGAUACAGGACUGACCGACCGUGAGAUCAGGGACGAAGUCGACACCUUCCUCUUCGGUGGUCAUGACACCACUGCGGCGGCUAUCAGCUGGACAAUGUAUUUAUGCUCGAAACAUCCAGAGGAACAGCAGAAGCUAUACGAUGAAGUACAGCGAGUAGUAGGAGAAAAGCCGCAGGUGGAAUGGUCAGAUAUUCAGGAGAUGUCCAGAUUGUCACUGUUUCUGAAGGAAUCGUUACGGAUGUAUGCACCUGCUUGUGCGGUUGCUAGAAUCACAACAAAGGAACAUAUAGUGGAUGGAUUGACGCUCCCUGCAAACACUGAAGUGAACAUCCUCAUCGAUUCUAUCAACCAUCGUGAGGACAUAUGGAAGGAUCCCGAAACAUUUCGGCCUGACAGAUUUGAAGAUUCUGAUAGAGAUCCAUACAGUUUUGUGCCAUUCUCUGCUGGUCCUAGAAACUGCAUAGGCCAAAACUUUGCCAUGACCGAACUAAAGGUGGCUAUUUCGAAGAUCAUUAAACGAUUCAGGAUUCUGCCUGAUCUUGAUCAUGAGACUAUUCCGCGUAAGGAAGCCGUUCUUCGCUCCAAAAGCGGCGUAUGGGUGAAACUGGAAAAGCGUCAUCAAAGCUAAUACAUUAUGUAGGACUCGAGUUGGCUGGUGUAAAGAAUGAUUGCAUCAACGGAAAUGCUGACAGUUAUAUUGAUCUCCUUGUUCAUGAUUGUGAUAACGCAUAUAUUGUUUUAAUUCUGUACGCAUUUGAUUAGGUUUUUGCGUAAUAUUGAUUCAAACAUUAUUAAAGGAUCAUAUCAUUUCAAUUAGAUAUGCUGAUGUAGAUGUCGAUGAUGUGGUACCAGAAAUGUCGUAGAACGCAUGAUUGAUGUUGACUUGCCCUGUGAUAAAGCUAACCAAUAACUGUUUAUAAAACGUAACAAAACGGCUCAACUGAAAUAACCGCUGUGGAGGAACAAGAAAAACGGAAGUUUGAACGGACCAUAUCACAAAAAAUAAGUCGUUGGCAUUUCCUCCCAACAGCUAUUCAGCCGAGAAUUUAAUCUUUAGCAGCUAUGAUUUAGUUAAAAAUAAAUUAGGAGUGUUGUUA
This is a messenger RNA of Pecten maximus, 2165 nucleotides long. RefSeq names its product cytochrome P450 4F3-like. The coding region runs from base 182 to 1696 and encodes 504 amino acids. The transcript is spliced from 13 exons. Lineage: Eukaryota; Metazoa; Mollusca; Bivalvia; Pectinida; Pectinidae. Gene Ontology annotation, molecular function: oxidoreductase activity, acting on paired donors, with incorporation or reduction of molecular oxygen; monooxygenase activity; heme binding. The record is from RefSeq and is a predicted model, not a curated record.